UAUUAGACCGAGAGUUAUAAUCUCUAUUCCUAGAUUAACGCGGUUAAUCUAUUUUAUUUCAUAUUUUCUGAUAAAUUAGAUAUUGUAUUUUUACAGUAUCAAUUUAAUUUCUUUUCUUGAUAUAUUUUGUUUAUGCGAGGCAUAAACUUCAGUUUUUCUUUCGGCUUUGAGAUUUUCAUUCCAUGUGCUUUUCAAGAUGGCGGAUGCCUCUACAUCGGGAAGGAAAGUAAUUAAUCAAGGAACAUCUGGUUCUAACAUGACUAAAGAUGUCAAUAAACAACCUGAUAAAUUGUUGUCAUCUAGUAAAUCUGUUGCGUCCGAGGGUCGUAAAAAUGAGUCUCGUGGUAAAGUGUCCACUCAGAAAAGUCAACCACCUGAGAAAAUUAAUGACGAAGUCAUUAAAAUUUUGCAAGAACUAAACACUAACGUAACAAAACAAGGUUCUAAACUUGAAAGUUUAUCAAAAAGGGUAGACAAUUUAUAUGUUGAAUAUGAUGAAUAUUGUUAUCCUGACGACAGUUGUAAUGAUGGGUUUUCUGACAGUCACAGCGUCUUGUCCAAUGUCAGUGAGUCUGGUGAAGAUUCACAGCCACCACGCAAGAGGGUUUGUAAUGAGAGUGACAUAUUUAGGAAUUUGUGUGACAAAUUUCAGAGUGCGGAAAAAUGUGACACUGAAAUAAAUGAGGAUCUUGCUACUUUUGUAAACAAUUCUUUCCGCAAUGGUAUUGCUGAGGGUUCUUUGUCAAACAUUGUUAAAGAAAUUCACAGACCCGUUAAUUGUGAGUCAUUGGUGAAAACUAAGGUGAACGGUUGCAUAUGGCGUUUGUUGAAACCCCAAUCACAGUCUGACGAUGUGAAAUUUCAAGCCAUACAAAAUGUUGUUGUGAAAGCUGCUAUAAACAUUUCCAAAUUGUUGGAUAAAGAAGGGGAAAAAUUAGAUACCAAGUCAAUUGAAUUGGGCACAAAUGCUCUUGCUUUGUUGGGGCAGUCAAACAAACUCAUUAACAACAAGAGGAAGGAAUGCCAUCGUUCGGAUUUAGAUCCACGAUAUUACCCUUUGACUUCUGCAAGCCUACCGUUUACAGAAAACCUGUAUGGUGAUGAUAUUAACAAGGAUAUCCAGGACAUAAGUAAAAUUGGUAGAGAUGUUGGAAGAAAUCCUUCAUUUAGGCCGUUUGGUAGAAGACGUAGUGGUCGGCCGGGCAUGUUUUCUCGUGGUACUGGCAGAGGUUAUUUUAGGCCACUGGUCAUGGUUCUUCAGUCGUUCCACCACCAAAAAACUCCCGUGUAGGGUACAAGAACAAGUAAAUCAGGUCAGUAAUAUUUUUCAGGCAGGUAGAUUGAAAUUAUUUGAAGAAAAUUGGAGAAAAUUGACAAGUCAUGAAAAUAUAUUAGACAUAGUUAAGCAUUGUCAUAUUGAAUUUUUAGAAGGGCAUGAUCCUGUCAAUUACGUAUGUACAAGGAAUAAUUUCAGUGAAAAUGAAAGUAAAAUUAUUGAUCAAGAAAUAAAUAAAAUGAUUGAUAUGAAAGUUUUGAUUGAAGUUGAUCAUCAUGAAAAUGAAUUUAUUUCUCCAAUUUUCUUAGUCAAAAAGAAGAAUGACGAGUUUAGAAUGAUAUUAAAUCUUAAAUUAUUAAAUGAGAGUAUUGUUUAUCAUCAUUUUAAAAUGGAGACAUUUGAGUCUGCCCUUAAACUGGUAAAACCUAAUUGUUUCUUUGCAAGUGUAGACUUAAGACAUGCAUAUUAUUCAGUUCCCAUA
Molecule: messenger RNA, 1757 nt
Organism: Ruditapes philippinarum (Manila clam)
Lineage: Eukaryota; Metazoa; Mollusca; Bivalvia; Venerida; Veneridae
Exons: 1
Coding region: 197-1291 (364 amino acids)
Source: RefSeq, a predicted model, not a curated record